GGAAUGGAGUGAGUACUGUCGUCAAAACAACAGUCCUAUCAUGAAGGUGCCACCACAAGUCAGAGAAUGAAAAGAAGCAUGCAUGUUUAAAGCAUCAGACGAAUUUGAGAUUAAAGCAACAAACGAAUCUGGAGAAACAGUCACGGGUCCAAUGAGUACAGAUAAUGCUUCUGUAGACCAUGUAGGUCAGCAAAAGAAGAAAAGGGUAGAUACAGCUGAAGAAAACUUGACUUCAAGACAAGACAGAAAGAAUGAAGAGGAAGCAGGAAGUCUGAAAGACAUGCCCGGUAUAGAAAGUGACAUAGUGAAGCUGCUAGCUGGAGAUAUAGUUGACACAGGCUCGAUUGAUCUCUCAUGUAGACCACAAUCCUCUGCUGCACCCAAUGUUGAUGAAUAUAAACCAGUGGUUAAGCGUACCGUCUGCUAUAUCGUGAUGGCAUUAGUGUUUGACGAUGAAGGACGUGUGAUACUGAUACAGGAAGCCAAGGCCAGUUGUAGAGGAUUAUGGUAUAUACCAGCAGGACGGGUCGAACCAGGAGAAAACUUUAUUGAAGCUGCAAAGCGAGAAGUUUUGGAAGAAGCAGGUCUUCAUUUUGAACCUUUAACUUUGCUGAGUGUGAAAUCACAAUUGCAACGGAAGUGGUUUAGACUUAACUUUGUUGGCAGAAUGAAAGGAGGAAAAUUGAAGACUCUAGAAGAGCAGGACAGUGAAUCACUACAAGCUCAAUGGUUUACAGUUGAUGAAAUACUGAAUGGCAGUGUCAAGCUUAGACAUCAUGAUUUUUUCAAGUCACUCAAGUUAGCACAGAAGUACAUAUCACAGCCAGUUACCAGCCGUCAUCCACAUUACCAUAUUGGCACCCAGCCUCAUCAGCAUUUACUUCUAAGGCCAGUGGUCAUUAAACAAACUCAGGGAAGUAUGGAGGUUUUAUGCUGCAGAAAGACAGGGAGGACGAGGUUACCUUGCUGUAAAUUACACCCAAGGGAGUUCAGCCUCUCGACUGCCCUCAAUUGUGUGUUCAGGGAUGUUUUUCAGCUGUCACAGUCACGGAUAUAUCUGCCAGUACAAGGUCUUCUGACUGUGGAGCAUUGUGGGAUACCAGCUCGAGAGCAUGAUGGGAUAUGUCUUACACCAGUGUUUGUGUUGCCAGGUGAUUUGCAUGACAAAUUUGAAAAUGUUCCAAAUAAGGAAUAUGUAUGGUAUAAAAUAGCAAAUACAAGUAUAUCAGAGCAGUUGACACAUAGAACUUUUACAGAAGAUUUGCUCAUUCCACUCCUCGAGAAAUCAGGAGGUAGCAGUAAAUAAGGUUGUGAAAUGCAAACUUCUCAUUUAUACCACUUAUCUGUGAUAUAUUAUUUGUUUUAUAUAUUAUUAUUUAUACUCAGUUUAUAAAUAUCAGGACACAGCGUAUAUCCUACUGAGUACACUUCUUACAGUGGACAGUAAAUGUGCUUGUUAACAGUUAUACAUGUGAAAUCAUUCAUAUUAAUGGGGGACUAAUUUUUAUGGAUUUUGUGUUUGUGUUCAUCCACAGAAUUGAAUCCCAAUGAACAAGUUCUUGGUCAUUUUAUCAGCUUAAAGAUGACAGCCAUGAAUUCAUAUCACAAAGAAAUAGCUGUUCCAUUCAAAACCAGGAAAUUUCCCACCCACAAAGUGUAAUGAUUUCACAGUAUGAUGUAAAUUUUUUACUGUAUAGUCAAACGUUCUUCACUGAAACUUGGAAAAUUCAAACGCCAACCUUCACUCGAACUCAUUGUCAGGUUCAGGCAAAAUCCCUGUAUACAGUAUAUUGUAUAAUUUUGGAUGGCUUGAACUGUCGGAUAACUGGAACAAAUUUUGCCAGUCCUGUUGAGUUUGAGAGAACAAAGUUUGACUGUAGUAAAUAUAUGAAGCAAAAUGGGCAAAAGUUUUUUAAUAGAAAUCAUAAAGAAAUCAUAUUUAAAUGUUUCUGUGUUUCUGAGACAGGAUAACUCAGAUAGGCUUAUACAGCAUAGCAUGGAUAGGCUGCGAUAAAAUAAUGGUUUUCUACUUGAGUUAGAAAAGCAUGGGUAGGACAAUAUUUCUGUUAUACAGAGGCAGAAAAAUCAGAUGAACGUCUGCACCCGCAAGGGAGUGCUCCUGUUAAUUCAAGACAUACUACUUGGAAAAAACCUAUUAAGCUGUAUAGCCUCUUUUACUUUCAUGUUUUUUUUGAAACUUGAAAUUUUAAACAAAAGCCUGUACUUGAGUUUGAUUUUACAUAAAAGUUAGAUCUUUGUAGAGUUAACUUGUGUCUAGGAAAUAAGUUUUUUUGAGAGGAAGUUUAUGUAACUAUAUAUCUAUAAAUAAUCAUGAAGACAGACACAAGCAAGAAAGUGAUUAACAAUAAGGUGAACAGUCCAUCCAAAUUAAAAGUGUGUGGCAUCGUUAGAAAGUUAUUAUCUUUUAAGGAGUUGAGGCUUUUGAAUAUUUAUGUCUUCAAAUAAUGGAGUUUCAAAAUGUCAACAAAGAUAUAUUUUUACCAAUGUUUUAGUUCCCCCACGCCACCAAUACCAAAAACAUUCUUUUCAUGAAACUCAGUUACUUUGUAAUGUAUUGUUACAGUAGUUUUGUUUUUCAGUUAUAUACUGGUUGCAGACCAGUCACUGGACAAAAAUUGGGGGUUUUCCUUUGCCAUUUUAUGAAAAAUAAUCACAAAAACAUAAAAUUUGCCCCGAUAAAACUUCAACUCAUUUGUCAUCUGAAAAUAUAAAAAGCUCAAACAAUUGGACAUAAAAAUUGGAUAUUUUGAGGCUCAAAAGGGGUAAUGAAAAACACUACAUUAAUCAACAUGGUGGAACAGUCACAAAUAUUUGGAAGACUGAUAAUUACUGUUUUACAAUGACAGUUGUACCAAAAAAAACGUUCAUUAUGUCCAUCGGUCCUGCAUAUAAUACCAGACCUCGCCAUCCUGUUCCAGACUCUCAUGCACUAGCUCACUCUGCAUCUGUCAGACACGCUUUGUGAUAACACUUACCACACAUUUCCUCAUCACACCCAAAACACAUAAUUCCAUUUGCUUCAUCAUCUAUUAUACCAUGCACACCACAUACACCACACACAUACAAGCUAGCUGCCAACACAGCUGCAUUAAUGUCAUUCUUAUUCAGUUUACUGUUCUUCUCUCCUUUCUUCCUUUUUCUCAUCUUCUCUCUGUCUUUCUUCUUCUAUUCAUUUUUUCUGGUCUCAAGCAGCCUGUCUCAUCAGUCUCUGAAUGUUUUUCUUCUUCCACCUUUUCCUUCUUUCUUCUUCAUCUCUGUCUCUUCUUUCUUUUCAGUUCAAGUUCUUCUUUUUCCUGGAAAAUAUUAGUUUUGUAAUGUUGAUAUGAAAGUCCUGAUUGCAAAAGCAUUUAACCUGAUUAAUGAACUUGGUAAAUUUAAUUUUAAUGUAUGCAAAUAUGUGCGCAUAUAAAUACAUUAUUCUAAUAUGACUAGAAAUGCUUAAAUUAUCACAACAAUACAUCUAUGCAUCGAGAAAUUGCACUUUCAAAUUUGAUCAAAUAUUUUACUUAUUAAUAAAACAUGUUUAAAACAAACUGUCCCAUAGCACAACUUUCUUGAUUAAUUUACGCACUGAAUUGGUGUCCAGAAUAAUUCGACAUAAUUUGCACUCUUAACUGAACUAUUCAGCAAGACGUGUUACCAUUUGCGAUCCAGGAGUGUAUAAACAAAUGAGCGUGGUGACCUACAAUUUGGUGCCAUUCAUGCGCGAAGAAACAGUUCAGUCAUAUUUGAUCUAAAUUUUACAAUAUAAGACAUACUAGAAUCAAAAUGAUUUAUAGCAAAACUGUUUGAACACUAUUUACACACUCUAGCGGUUAUACAUCUUAUGAAAUGAAUUCACUUGUUAACAUAAAAAUAUCUUGGAUAUAGCAUCUUGCUAUAUUCCUUGUUAACCCUUUCGCUGCCGAACAUCCGAUUACUUUAUUAGUCCCCUACUGGUUGAAAACCAGUUUCGGGGACUAUAGGAAUGCAC
Messenger RNA from Mercenaria mercenaria, 3994 nucleotides. RefSeq names its product 8-oxo-dGDP phosphatase NUDT18-like. The record is from RefSeq and is a predicted model, not a curated record. The coding region runs from base 83 to 1306 and encodes 407 amino acids. Gene Ontology annotation, molecular function: 8-oxo-dGDP phosphatase activity; magnesium ion binding; 8-oxo-GDP phosphatase activity. NCBI's taxonomy places the organism in Eukaryota, Metazoa, Mollusca, Bivalvia, Venerida, Veneridae. The transcript has 10 exons.